AUGAUUCUCGAUGACAACCUCUUCGCCAUCAUACGGUCAUUGAAUGACGCACGGCGGGACUUGCCCGACGCCACCCGCGAAUGGAGGAUUUGGGCUGAGGCUCCGUGCAUCCACCAGGAGGAGAUCCCGAAGGAAGCCCCCAUAAGGGACACCUGUUCAACUGCCCACAAUACUAUCCUCUGCGUCGGGAGUCUCACCGACGGGGCUGCCAAGUCGUUUCCUGCUCACUAA
Colletotrichum truncatum is the source of this 231-nucleotide messenger RNA. RefSeq names its product Heterokaryon incompatibility protein 6, OR allele 12. NCBI's taxonomy places the organism in Eukaryota, Fungi, Ascomycota, Sordariomycetes, Glomerellales, Glomerellaceae. The record is from RefSeq and is a predicted model, not a curated record.